AUAAAAACUAAUAAAUAUAUCACAAAUAGACUGAAAAACAAUACACAAAACUUAGCCAUGAACUCGUUAAACACACUUUUAUUCGCACUAUUAUUCGCUUAUAAACUAUGCCAUACGAGAGGUGAGGGGGUGUGCGGCGAUUGGGACGCCUAUCGGGACGAGAAGUGUCUGUACGUGUUUGACGGGGUGGGCCAACAGGCGUACGACUCGGCUCAGGCCAUCUGCGAGAACAACAGCGCAACGCUCGUCACCAUUCAUACGGCCGAAGAGCAGGCAUUCCUCACACAACUGGUCUUCGAGAAGCGCAAAGUGGUGGACGACGUGUGGAUCGGCGCCCACCGGGUCGGGGAUGUGUUCAAGUGGACCACAGAGAACGUGGACGUGGGCCCCUACACCAAUUGGGCCAAAGGGAUGCCCACGAAUCUGACGAAUGAGAGGUGCGUUCAGAUGCUGCCCAAGACGUCCGAAGUGGGCAAAUGGGACGACGAGAACUGCACCAAACGAAACCUCUUCGUGUGUCAGAAGCUCCAGAAGUGGACCACAGAUAUGAUCCAACAGACGCUACUCAACGAACGCAAACAGUUGCUGGAGAUCGCGGCCGAGUUGGAGGCGCUCAAGAAGGCGACGCCCUUUCCCAUAGGCUUCACGUACGCCCAGUUGCCCAACACGAAAGAGCCGACAGCCCUGUGGCCGCAGUACACCUGGAAGGAGACCAGUGCCGACCACGCCGGGGUCUUCUUCAGGGUAGUAGGAGGGACUGCGGCACCCUUUGGUCAGGUGCAGGAAGAGGCCUCUCCCCGACUCACCACAAUGGAGAUGACCGACGCUACGGGCUAUAAGGAUAAGAGCGAUCCUAUCGCUAAGGGAGGCUUCGCUAAGUUGAAGGUAGGCGCUACGGGUGGGCCCUGGUAUUGGCAGUUCGAUGUGUCCAACGUGGAGGUGCGCCCUAAAAACCAGGCCAUUCGUAUAUGGACCAGGACAGCCUAAAUAAAUAUAUGAUUUGUUUUGUAUGUGAUUGUCAUUUGCAGUAUAUUCCCAUAAUGUGUUUGAAUGCAAUAAAUUAACAAGAAUAAAUUAUUUUAAGGAUUUUUAAUGUGUGUUUUGAAUUUGACUUGAGC
This is a messenger RNA of Oppiella nova, 1118 nucleotides long. The record is from the annotation of a GenBank genome assembly. NCBI's taxonomy places the organism in Eukaryota, Metazoa, Arthropoda, Arachnida, Sarcoptiformes, Oppiidae.